AGAAGGGUAUAAGAAAGAACUUUUGUGGCAUAAUUAGACGUCUUUGUUAUAGAAGCAAUGGAGAAAGCAAAUAUUCAAGAACAUGACGGAGAAAGUGAAAAAUUCAUUGAAGUGCCAGACGCGGAAAAUGACAUUAUCGAAAAAACCAUCUCCCCUUUAGGUCGCUGGCAAGUUUUCGUCUCCAUUAUUUCCUGUAUGGUCAAAUUUCCAGUAGCCUGGAUCCAACUAAGUAUAGUUUUCAUAGCACCCCCAGCAAGCUUUACUUGUGUAGAUAACACAACAAACACGUGUUCUGAAAAUUGUACGAGUUAUGUAUACGACAGGUCCAUUUUCACUGAAACUAUUAUAACGGAAUGGGAUUUGGUCUGCGACAAAGCUUACAUGGCGAAUUUAGCCCAAACUGUCACUAUGUUGGGUAUUCUCUCUGGAAACGUGUUGUUCGGGUAUUUCUCGGACAAGUUCGGCCGCAGAAAUCCUCUAAUAGCUGGUGUAUUGUUGCAAAUCGUGUGUGGAAUGGGGGCUGCCUUCUCAAAAUGGUUCAUCCUGUUUCUAGUGAUGAGAUUCUUCACUGCUUUUGCCACAGGAGGUACAAUGGUAACCAGUUUUGUCCUUGUGAUGGAAAUAGUAGGCGCUAAAUGGAGAACCACCUUUGGAAUCAUCUACCAAAUACCGUUCAGUUUUGGCCACUUAUUGUUACCCGUUUUCGCUUACUACCUUCGGGAGUGGCGCUACUUCCAUGUCGCGAUUUGUAUCCCUUCAAUCCUCCUCCUGUCGUACUACUGGGUUCUUCCAGAAUCCCCACGUUGGCUCCUCACCGUCGGAAAACACGAAAAAGCGAUACAAGUGUUGGAAAAAGCCGCCCAUCACAAUCGACUCACCGUUGAAAAUAUACAACCAGACGUCCACCACCAUGUACAGAAAAAAGAACCCGGAAAUGACCAACAAGCAGGCAACAUUGUCGAUUUAUUCCGGACCCCUAUCAUCCGCAUGUAUACAAUCUGCAUCGGCUUUAAUUGGUUCGCGUCGGGUCUUUGUUUCUUCGGUGGCGCCCAAUAUAUCGGUCAACUCGGUGGCAACAUUUUUGUGAACGUCGCUCUGUCCGCUGUCAUUCAAAUCCCCGGCACGCUGUUCUCGAUUUGGUCGCUGCAGGCGUGGGGGCGCAGGAACACGCUUAUUUUUAGUAACCUCCUGUCUGCCGGUUCGUGCAUUCUGAUUGGUUUAGUUCCGCCACAACCCGCGUGGAUAAGGAGUGGCUUAAGUUGUGUUGAUAUGUUCGCAUUGGCUAUUUCCUUUCCCACUGUGUAUAUCUACUCAGGCGAGUUGUUCCCGACUGUGGUGAGAAAUAUAGGAGUGGGGAGCAGUUCUAUGUUUGCGAGGGCGGGGUCAAUGGUGGCGCCGUUCGUUGCAGGCUUGGUAUUGGUGAGGGAGUGGCUUCCGAUGGCCGUGUUCGGGGUGGUGCCAUUAAUAGGGGCGGCGCUUUGUUUGAAAUUGCCGGAGACGGUGAACUGUAAGCUGCCGGAUACGGUGGAGGAAGCGGAGGAGUUAGCGAAGAAGAAAUAAAUUAAUUUUGUUUUUUUUUUUAAAUAUAUGUUUUGUGGUACAA
This is a messenger RNA of Zophobas morio, 1603 nucleotides long. RefSeq names its product organic cation transporter protein-like. NCBI's taxonomy places the organism in Eukaryota, Metazoa, Arthropoda, Insecta, Coleoptera, Tenebrionidae. The coding region runs from base 58 to 1560 and encodes 500 amino acids. Gene Ontology annotation, molecular function: transmembrane transporter activity. The record is from RefSeq and is a predicted model, not a curated record. The transcript has 4 exons. Gene Ontology annotation, cellular component: membrane. Gene Ontology annotation, biological process: transmembrane transport.